AUGCCUCCGACUCUGUUUCAGAAACUUUUCAACAAGAGGAGUGCUUUUUCGCCGCCGCCGCAGCGAUGUAACAAAGAGGAGCCAGCUUUCAGCUGGCCAAUCCCCCAGUUGGAGCCCAGUCACAUCCGGCUGAUCGUAUACCAGGACUGUGAGAGGCGCGGCCGCAACGUCCUCUUUGACUCAAAUGCCAAGAAGAGGGGCACGGAUGAUACCCACCUCACUGUGAGUCGCUGCACAUGCCGUUCGUCUUCGGCCACGGAGGGUAAGAUGUUCGGUAAAUGCUUCCGGCUUCGACCGACGGGGGGCAGCAGCAGCUCCCUGGACAGCUCUUCCUCGUCCUCCUGCGCCUCCGAAACCGCGAGGGAAACCAAAGACCAGGGUCUCCGUUUCCAGGCUUCGAGGUGUUCGUCCGACGUGGUCAUGUUGGGGGAGAUGAUGUUUGGCUCGGUGGCCAUGAGCUACAAAGGCUCCACGCUAAAAAUACACCAAAUUAGGUCGCCGCCUCAACUAAUGCUGAGUAAAGUGUUCACGGCCAGGACGGGAGGCAGCGUUUAUGGCAGCCUCAACACGUUACAGGACAGUUUGGAGUUCAUUGCACAAGACAGCAGCAAUACCCUGCGGCCAGAUCAAAACACAGGGCCAAAUAAUCUCCUGGGGAACAUAGGAUUUUCUCAGCUCUGCAGCCCUCGACGGGCCUUCUCUGAGCAGGGCCCACUGCGUCUCAUCAAAAGCGCAUCUUUCUUUUCAGGCCACAGUCAUCCAAUGGACAUGCCUGGCCGAGGGCUGCAUGACGAGCGAGACAGUGGUAUCGCACGCUCAGCAUCCCUGAGCAGCCUUCUCAUCACGCCCUUUCCAUCGCCGGGCUCCUCGCUGACAAGCAGCUGCGCCUCCAGCUACCAGCGGCGGUGGCGACGUAGCCAGACCACCAGCCUGGAGAACGGUGUCUUCCCGCGCUGGUCGGUGGAGGAGAGCUUCAAUAUGUCAGACGAGAGUGGCGGGCAGAGCCUGGGCGUGGCUCGCAAGAAGAAAAUCGCCAUCGGCGUCAUCUUUACACUAUCACCCAACCCUGAGGAGAACAGCCGCUUCCAGGACUUUUUCUUCUCACAUUUCCCGCUCUUUGAAAGCCACAUGAACAAACUCAAGAGUGCUAUCGAACAGGCCAUGAAGAUGAGCCGACGGUCAGCUGACGCCAGCCAGAGAGCCUUGGCUUACAGCCGUAUGGUUGACGGGCUCAUUGAGUUUAGGAUGACCAUAUGCGACCUGUACAGCAUGCCUCGCGUGGCCGAGCCCGUGUGGCUGACCAUGAUGUCGGGCGCGUCGGAAAAGAACCACCUGUGUAGCCUUUUCAUGCGAGAGUUUUCACAGCUAAUGGAGCAGGCCUCCAAGAACCAGUUCCUUCCAGCAUUGCUGACGGCCAUUCUGACCAACCACCUGGCCUGGGUGCCCACGGUCAUGCCCAAUGGCCAGCCACCCAUCAAGAUCUUCCUGGAGAAACACUCGUCGCCCUGCGUGGACAUGCUGGCCAAGACACACCCCUACAACCCGCUGUGGGCGCAACUCGGCGAUUUGUACGGCGCCAUUGGGUCUCCAGUUCGCCUGGCCCGCACGGUGGCGGUAGGCCGUCGUCAGGAGCUGGUGCAACGCCUUCUCUAUGUGCUAACCUACUUCAUCCGCUGUUCGGAGCUGCUGGAAACGCACAUGCUGGACAGCGCCGAGGACGAGGCCAUCGUCAUGCCCGGCUCGCUGAUCACCACCUCGUUGCGCAAGGGCGAGGUAGAGGAGUCUGACUACGUUCUGGUGACCAUGCACAAGCCCGCUGGUGACUACUUGGCAGAGAAGGAGGAUGAGGGAGAGGAUGAAAACGAGGACUGUACUCGAGCGACGGAGACGCUCCAGGAAGACAUUUGCCGGACUUCAGAGCAAUCCGAGCGACUCCACAGGGAAUCCGGCGGCUCGCUGACCCCCGAGGCCCGGCUGGAGACGAUGCUACCUGUGGGCUCGUGCACUCCGAGGGAAUGUGGACCAGACGAGGGCCUGGGUAGAGACCCGGCCGGGGACCCGAUGCUAGGCUUCCCUCCGGAGAAGAAGCCUCCGGAUAAGAAUGUCCCCCCGGGAACCGCCGCGUCGGGUCCCAUGUCGCUCAUUCUAACAGAGGAGCCGGCAUCCAAAGUCACCUUCCUCAUCGGGGACUCCAUGUCGCCCGAGUCGGACACUGAGAGCCGGCGGCGAAAAGUAGAGGAGGACAUGAAGAAGCACAGGAUGCUCCACCAUCUUAUGCCGCCACUUUCGCAGGACCCGCCAUCCCUGCAGCGGGUGUCCAGCAAACUUCCCCAGUGGAACACAGACGCUCCGGAUUACAGCCACUUCGACGAGUACUUCUGCCAGGAGAAUCCGGUCGAGACCAGGACUAUAGACGAUGUGGCCAAGCGGGAGGAAGCCGCAGGAAGUUCAGCCACUCUUCACAAAGACCUGCUCGAUCCCUCAGGGGCCGGGCGGCAAAUUCUGGACGAUGUCGAGACAGCGAGCGAUUCAUCGGACACGCAAAGGAGGUGUCGUUGCAUUUCCACAGACUCGUGUGACAAAGGACUUGUCUUGUCCGUACCUGUCCUACACCGGGACGGAGUCGACGGCGAAACUGACUGUGAGGACCAAAAGUGUAAGCUGGCGCCCCUCAAUGACUGGGAGAUUCCACGUAACGAGAGCUCGGACAGCGCCCUGGGCGACAGCGAGAGUGAAGAGACGGAGGACUGGCAGGAGGAGGUGAUGGUGCCCUUUCCAGGCUCCAAGCUGGUGGAGAACUACUCCAAGCCAACUAUCGCCAACUUUGGCCGUUCGCUUUUUGGCGGUUACUGUCCCACCUACGUCCCGGACUUUGUACUGCACGGUAUGCCCAGCGAUGACAAGUUGCGGCAGAGCCUCACGGCUGAACUCACGCAUGCUGUCCAGCAUCCGGUUCUUGACGAGCCUAUAGCAGAGGCCGUGUGCAUCGUCGCCGACACGGAUAAGUGGACGGUACAGGUGGCCAGCAGCCAGAGAAGAGCCACCGACGUGGGAAAGCUGGGCAAGGAGGUUCUGGUGUCCAGCCUGGUGUCGGGACUGUUGCACUCUACGCAGCAGCUGUACAAGCUCAACAUGUCCCCCAACUUCUGCAUCAUGCACCUGGAGGACCGACUGCAGGAGAUCUACUUCAAGAGCAAGAUGUUAGCCGAGUAUCUCAAAGGCCAGAAGCGAGUCCACGUCAAAGAACUUGGCAUGGUCUUAGGAAUUGAAUCAAGUGACCUCCCGCUUCUAGCUGCCGUGGCCAGCACUCACUCGCCCUAUGUGGCCCAGAUUCUGCUGUGA
This is a messenger RNA of Nerophis lumbriciformis (worm pipefish), 3342 nucleotides long. The record is from RefSeq and is a predicted model, not a curated record. Lineage: Eukaryota; Metazoa; Chordata; Actinopteri; Syngnathiformes; Syngnathidae.